AACAGAUGUCCCAUUUAAUUUUCAAUGGCUGUGUAUCAGAAAUGACGAAUUUCUUAGUCAACAAGACCUACUCUAUUCUUGCGUAACUUGGAAUUGAACCAGCAUCUUUUUUUAACAGAUGAAUAGGUAACAGACAUGCAGUAUGAAUGGAGGUGAGCCUGCCACGUUGGCUUGGCAGUUUGAAAACUUUACCAAGGCAGGCACGUGUAAAUCUGUAUUAUCUACAUUCCAUGACCUCUGUGAGGCAGCAGGACUUAAACAUGACACACACGCCAACUUUUAUCGUAGACUAAAAUCUAAGAUCAACUACUGGAAGGCUCAGAAUAUCUGGGUUAAACUUGACAAGCAUGCUUCCAGGAAGGAAUACCGUAGAGGCGAGGCCUGUGCUAAUACAAAUGUGUUGGUAAUAGGGGCCGGACCCUGCGGACUAAGAACUGCUAUAGAAUUAGUAUUACUUGGAGCUAGAGUAGUAGUGGUAGAAAAACGAGACAGUUUCUCACGGAACAAUGUACUCCAUCUCUGGCCAUUCCUUAUCACUGAUCUCAAAAAUCUUGGGGCCAAAAAGUUUUUUGGAAAAUUUUGUGCUGGUGCCAUAGACCAUAUCAGCAUCAGACAGUUACAAUGUAUACUGAUGAAGGUUGCCCUCCUCCUUGGAGUAGAGAUUCAUGUAAACACAUCAUUUGAUGGCUUGAUAGAGCCACCCUCAGAUCAAUCUCACAAAACAGGAUGGAGGGCUAAAAUUACACCAGAAGAUAGUCCUGUUGCUGAGUUUGAAUUUGAUGUGUUAAUUGGAGCUGAUGGGAAAAGAAAUACAUUGCAGGGGUUCAAGAGGAAAGAAUUUCGAGGAAAACUUGCCAUAGCCAUCACAGCCAAUUUCAUUAACCGUAAUUCACAACAAGAGGCCCGUGUAGAGGAAAUCAGUGGUGUAGCGUUUAUAUUUAACCAAAAAUUCUUCAAAGAUCUGAAUGAAAAGACUGGGAUUGAUCUGGAAAAUAUUGUUUAUUAUAAAGAUGACACUCAUUAUUUUGUUAUGACUGCUAAAAAAUCUAGUCUUCUGGAUAAAGGAGUUCUUUUGCAGGAUCACCCAGACACAGCCACACUGUUAUCACAACAAAACGUAUGUAAAGAUAAAUUACUAAACUAUGCCAAAGAGGCUGCCGAUUUCUCCACAAAUCAUCUUCUUCCUCAUUUAGACUAUGCCAUUAACAACUACGGACAACCAGAUGUGGCCAUGUUUGACUUCACAUCUAUGUUUGCUGCUGUUAAUGCCUGCAGGGCUGUUAAAAGAAAUGGUCAUACUUUACUCAGUUGUCUUGUGGGGGAUAGCUUGUUAGAGCCUUUUUGGCCUACAGGUUCAGGUUGUGCUCGAGGUUUUUUGGGAGGAUUUGAUUCAGCAUGGAUGGUAAAGAACUGGGCCUCUGGGAAGAUGACACCAUUACAAGUCAUUGCAGAGAGAGAAAGUAUUUACCAAGUGUUAUCUCAAACUACUCCAGAAAAUCUAAAUAAAAAUUACAGCGAAUAUGGCUUAGAUCCCAAUACAAGAUAUUCCAAUAUGAACUUUAGGACAGUGUUACCACAACAAGUAAGGCAUUUGUAUGACACAGGAGAUGGUACUUACAGUGAUGAAAUCAUAGAGGUGCCUGCUAAACGACCAAGAAAUGAUGAGUAUAUUGACAGUUAUUCAUUGUUACGCUGGUCUCAGAGAGUAUUGAACAACAGUGUGUCGUACAGAAAUGUACACAUCAUCGAUCUGACGGCAUCCUGGAGAAGUGGACUGGCUCUUUGUGCUCUUAUACAUUACUUUAAACCUGAUCUCAUAGAUUUCCAAUCAUUAUUAUCUAAUGAACCAAUCCAGAAUAACCAGUUAGCAUUCAGUGUGGCAGAAUCUUCACUUGGUAUAAAACCUAUGAUGACACCCCAGGAGAUGGUCAACUGUUCCCUUCCUGACAAACUAACCAUGGUCUCUUAUCUGUCUCAAUUCUAUCAUAAAUUCAAGAAAGAAAGACUUGCAAAUGCUGAAUCUGCCAGUACUGUGUUGUUGAGAGAUGAGCCACAGAAAUCCCACAAGUCUCCUCUAAGUAGGCUGUCCAUACUACAAAAACUUAGGAAUAGCACAAAGUUUCACAGAUCAAAAAAGAGAAAAGAUAAAGAUGAAGACAAAGUCAUUGAAUCUUCACUGUCCAAACGAAAACACAAAUCACCUGAGCAUUUUGAGAAGACUGAAGUAGAGUUAACCAAAUUUAACAAACUGCCAAUGGAGGAGAUUGCCAAUAAACUUGACAUGAAUCAGAAGUUCAAGGACAUCAGUAAUCAAAAUAAGAUUGACAUUGAAGGCAAUGUCAAGGUUAGUGCCAUGGCAGAAAUAUUGGCAUCCAAAUUCCAGAGUCAAGCAGAGCAAGCAGUAAACCAAACACCGGUCAAGAAACUGAAGACUCCAGGUGUAUUACUAGCAGCAACCCCAGUAAGUGAGACCUGUUUCUUCUGUAAGAAACGUGUGUACCUUAUGGAGAGGAUGAGUGCUGAGGGUCUAUUCUUCCACCGAGGAUGUCUCAAGUGUGAUUACUGUGACGUGGGAUUACGCUUGAAUAAUUAUAGUGCUGAUAAACUGCCAAGUGGGGAAGUGAAGUUUUUCUGCUUCCGGCAUUCCAGGUUAGAAAUGAGAUUUUCUAAAUUCAAAAGAAAACGAGGAUACAAUGAAGAAGAGGAGCAGAUCAAGGAAAAUAUUCCAAAGGUUGUCCUUGAUGCUGGUCCAUCACCAAAGCCUGAAAGGAGAACAUCUCCCAAAAAAAUUCCAACGCCAUUAACCCCUCCGUUAUCCCCACCUGAUGAUGAGCCAAAACCAAAGAAGACACCAGAGCGUAUAGAGUUUGAGAACAGUAUAGAUGGUCUACAGGAGGAGUCUGAGGAGGAGCUUACAGAACACAAUCUGAGGGCGUCCAUGUCAUCCGACGCCUUACUUCUAGACAUGGACGAUGACCUCAGUGACUCAGAUUUAGAUGAUUUAAUAGAUUAUGAGAUGGCUCACACGCUGAGUCAAUGGCCAAGCGAUGAUGAAGAAUUGAAUGAGGUUCUCAAUGAGACCGUGGGACACAGUAAAGAUCUGACUUUAGAGGAAGCAUUACAGGUCGUGGAAACAUUGAAAAGAAAGUCACAUGAGAAUCUAUUGGACGCUCUGAAACUUGAAAGUCAGAUACAGUAUGAAAAGAUGAACAAACCACCAGAGGAGGAAGAAGAAUCAGAUGCUGAUUCUGAUACAGAUGAACAGGAUGAUUCUACAAGUGAAACUGAAAAGGAAACUGACCCCAGUAAGGAGAGUGAACCUAGUCAACACAAUGGUAAAUUAUCUCUGGUUAUCAAUCAGGAGAAAAGUCCAUCAGCAAUGAAAUCAGCCAGAGCAAACUUCUUUAAUACCCCACCAGAACCAGUCCGAUUAGACCCUUUUAAAAUGUUCCCUGACAUGGGAAAUAAAACGAAAGAAUUGAAAGAAGUGAAGAAAUCCACAUCAGAAGAAGAGGAAGAAUUUGUAGAAGAAGAAAUAAUAGAAAUUGAAGAAUGGGAAGAAAUCGCUGAUGAAGCAGAAAAGGUAAUCAAAAAUGUUAAUGGAGAACUGAGUGAAGAAGAUGAGGGAGAAAAUGUUGACGAAGAUCAAGAUGAAAAUCAGGAGGAAAAUGUGGACGAGGAUCUGGAAGAAAAUGUAGAUGAAAAUAAGCAAGAUACUGGUGACGAGUUUGAAGAAGUGUUUGAAAGUGACAAUGAGAAUAUGUCUGAUGGUGAAAAUGAUAGAACUGCCGUUCAGAAUGAAAUGGAGAAAUUAUUGGCAGAUCUUGAUCAUAAAUCAUCUGUCAGUAGUAAUGAACAUAUAUUAAAAACCGACAGUUCGUCAGUUUGUGACGAAGAGUUGGUGAUGUCUGACGAUAAUAGAUAUGUGAUGUCAGAGGAUAAUCAUGCUGAUAUUGAAUGUGAAGAAGAGGAUCGUAUCUCCAGAAAUAAUUCAAAAAGGACAAGCAGCAAUGGUAGUUCUAAAAAUACAACGCAGGCUGUCUUAGAAAGUGUAAGAAAUAUGGGAAGUUCUGAUGAAAAUAAAGACUUUGCAGGUAUUGACGAUAGAUUUGUGACAUGUUCUAGAGGCAGGGGUAGAAAUCAAACCCCUGGUAAGAAACAAUAUAGGAAUUCAAUAGGAUCUGAUUCAAGCUUUACAAUCUCAACUCCAAGUAAUUCUGCUCAUUCCUCAUUAACUUCCCUUUCUGAAGACAAUAGAAAAUAUGGCGGAGACGAUGAGCGGGAGGAUGAUACCCCAGAUAAUGAUUUGGACGAUGAUAUUUUCCGUCAGUAUCAAGUUACGAUAAGUCAGAAACUUGAUGAUGACGAUGAAGAAGAAUACUCAGAGGAAGUGACUCCUUGUGUACUUGAUAAUUUAGAUGAUACAUUAAAUGCCGAAAAGGAAAUUGAAAUGGAUAAUGAGCCGAAAGAUGUGGAUAAAAGUAUUUAUGAAACCCCAAAUGCAAGUGUUACUAGUGAUACGUUUGUAUCUGCUGGGAAUUCAAUUAAUAUGAAUAAUAAUUAUGAAAAGUCUCCAACAUUGGAAUCUAAAGAAUCAGAAAGUUGUGAAAAAUGUAUCAGUGAUGAAAGUGUACUCAGUUCUGAAAAAAAUAGUGAUACUAUAAACCAUGUGACUUCUCAGAAAAGAGUUAUCUCCCCUCAGAUCAGUAGUGAUGGUAGUGAAAUAGGCACUGAACAAAAUGGUGUGAGCAAUCAGAAAAAAUUAAUAGCCCCAUUGAUUAAUAGUGAUGGUUCUAUCUGGAGGCCUUUACCCAAAUUACCAGACCAUUUAAAUACACAACAGAAAAAGGAACAAAUUUACGAUAAUGCAAGUCCCCGUAAAAGUUCCACUUCUCCAAAAAUUUCAAAGAGUAAGAAAUUGCUUCAAAGACAAAAGAAACUUCCAUUAGAUUCAGAAGAACAAUCAAAUAAUGUAAAAAGUUCUGAAAGAAAAUUGAUUACAAUCGAUAAAAGUUUAGAGGAUUUUAAAAUUCCUUCUGCUGUGACGGAACAUACGAAAUCAGUUGGUGUUUUUUACAAUGAUGUUGAAUAUUCCGGUAUUGAAAGUAAGGAGAAAAAUUUAUCUGUUAAUGAAGGGAGAAAACUGCCAGAUAUUAGCAAUCUAAAGAGCAGAAUUACUCCCCCUGGAUUCCAAAGUGAGUUCAUGAGGAAACGUCUUGGAUCUCCAACAUCGUUAGGAUCAAAGACGCCAUCUAGUCCAGAACCUUCAAAAUCUGUUUCAACAAGUACAAAUACCCCUCGUGUUCUUUCAGAUACCCCUGAUAUUAUAAAAGAUGUAAAUAUGAAGAAAACCAAAAUCUCAGUUGACAAAACAAAAUUAACGGCAUUUAAUAGUAUUGAAGAUAGUUCAAGUCAGAAUGAAGAAGGUGCAAGGAAAAAAAUAGGUGUUGAUGUCAGUCUUAAAAAUAUUAGUCCCCCCGUUGUGUCAGUGGAACCAAAAAAUAUUGACGAUAUUCCAUUUGCCGAUGAUAGUGAAGAUGACUAUUUAGAGGAAAAAGAUCAAUUUUACACUCCGAAGACAUCUGUAAAAACAAAACCUGAUAAUAAGAUCGAAAUACAAAAUAAGGAUGUUCGUAAACGUAUCUUGCCUGUUCCGCCAACACCAAGUACACCGAAUGCCGAUCAUAUCAGGGAACUUAAAAAGGAAGAAAUAAGUAAAGCUAGAGAAAAUGCUAGAAUUAAAGCUAGGUUGAAAAGUGAUGAGGAAUUAGGAUUAUCAGACAUAAAUUAUACCCCUAUAUCUGCUAAGAAAAUUCAACGCAAGUUGCGCAAGGAAUUAAGUACUGGGACUUCAAAUACCCCCAGUACAAGUGACAUGGUUACAGAUAGCGAAGAAAACAAAAAAGUUGGAAUCUUACAUUCGACACCUAAUAAUUCUGUCUUUAAAACACCGAAAACAAAAGACAAGAAAAAGAAAAAGAAACAAUCUUUAGAUAUUGUAGAAAGUGGACUAUCAAAAGAAUCUGAUACCGAAACUCCUUCAAAAUCUACAAAGAAAAAGAAAUCCUUAUUACAAAUUCUUAAACCCAAUAAAUCUCCUGAACACAAAGAAUUAAAGGAAAAAAAUCGUUCAUCUUCUACUGACACACUGGAAGAAAAAUCGGCAAAGAAAAAGAAAAAGACUCCAAAAUCAGAGAAGAAGAAGAAACGACAAAAGUCUACAGAUAUAGUAGAAAUGAAAGAUUUACCAACUGUGUUUUCUGAAAAAGUUAAACUUCGGCAGAAUGGGUCUCAAAAACGUCCAUCUUUAUUGCAGAGAAGAUCUAUGCCACCAAGAGCUGAUUUUGAUGAGUUCUCAGAUUCAGAUGAAAGUCAUUUGUCAGCAGAUGCCUCACUUAAUAGAAGAUCUAAGAGAAAUUUAACAGAGGAUGAACUGAAUAUAAAGAUUGCUCGCCGUGUUCAAUCAGCAGCUCGUAAACAGUUGAAGCAGAAAGAACAGAAGAGAUUGAGGAUAGCACAGGAGAUACAAAGACAACUAGAAGAGGUGGAUGUUAAACAAAAGGAGUUAGAGGAGAGGGGAGUUGUUGUGGAGAAAGCUCUAAGGGGAGAAGGAGAAGAUGCAGGACGAGAUGAGGCAGGAUUGAUGCAGGAAUGGUUUAAUCUGGUAUAUGAGAAAAAUGCUUUAGUCAGAUAUGAAUCUGAACUUAUGGUCAAUGCCCAAUACAUGGAGCUAGAAGACAGACAUGGCCGAUUAGAACAAGAACUUAGAGAAAGAAUGGCUAUCAACAAAACAGGUCGUAGAAGUAACCGAUUCUCGACGAGCGAGAUGACCGAGGUUUAUUUACCUCGGAAAUAUGAGCAAAAGACCCCUGAACAGGCAGCAGAGGAGAAACGAAUCCUUGAUGAAUUGCUAGAGGUUGUUGAAGAGAAAAAUAACCUUGUUAAAAUGAUCGAAGAAGAUAGAGUCAGAGAGCGAGAAGAAGACCGAGACUUAAUGGUCAUGAUGCGUGCCAAAGGUUUUGAUUUGGAUCCCAUAGAUCAUACACGACACUUGAAGAAUUCAUGUGGAUUCCCACUAUCAUGUUAACAAACUAUUUCAUAUGAUUUGUACUAAAACCAUAAAUAUCUGCAGUGUAAGACUUCUGGCCAUCUGAAGGGAUAUGUUCAUUUGACAGUACUUUGCAUUCAAAAGAAAGUUCUGUAAGUUGUGGUUUCGAUAAAAAUGAGGACCAAUUAUUUUGCAUAAUAGAAAGGAAGGGAGUUUCACAAAAAGCAUCAAGUGUUGAUUUAGUAAAAUGAGAGGUUUCUUUUUCACCAAAAAAAAUUUAACUUAUUUCAUUUUCUGGUCAAAAUUUGAAGGUAAGGCUGAUGUUCUUGGUAAAUGUUUAGAAAUUGAUCUCUGUGUGUGGUUGAUAACUGAUGUUAAUUAAUUAAAAAAUGCAAACAAGAUUUUUAUUAGACAAGACACCUCGAGGUAUCUGAAUAUAGUUUUAAAAAAUACUUGUAGUAUAGAUAGGACAAUAAUUAACAACUGGUACAUAUAACAUGUAUAAGCACCUUAAAGUGAUAGGACUUUAGAUCUUAAAGAACUUUCUAACAAGAAUCAUUGUGAAAUUGUGAGUUCAUUUAUGUGUAAAGAAGUGAUUCAUAUUUAUUUUCUGAGUUUGUUGAUGAUUUGAUUGUACAAAUCCUCAUCAAAACCUUCUGUGAAGGUACCAAUAUGUGCAAUGUCUCAUACAAUGUAAAUAAUCAUUAUAGGUGUGUGUAUGUGUGUGCUAAUGUGUAGUGUGCAUGGGAGAUAACUCUGUCAUUCAAUGAGUUGUUGAAAGUAGGUUACACCCAUUAGAAAAAUAGCAAAUAAAGCUAAGGUGGCAGUUUUGUUGCUUUUUACAAACAUUUAUAGAAUGUUUUCAUAGGGUCACAAUUUUUCAUACCAAUUAGAUAUUGGAUUUAAAUACUUAUUUAUUUGUAGGUCAUCUUGAGGGGAAAUAUAAUAUGUAGAAGCAAUUUAUGCAUUUAAAAAUAUUAUUUUUAACCCAAAAUUGUUCAUAUUUUUCAACUUUUCACCAUGAUUUAAUCACUGCCAUUUUAAUCUGUCAAAGAUGGAUUUUAAGUUUAUAUCAGUAAUAAAAGGUUGGCUCAGAUUUGAUACACAAACCAGUUUUCAUGGUUGAUGUUAAACAUAAUAAUACGAUUUUGUUUAUCAUGGGUUUAAUACACGCUUUAAUACUUCUUUGAUUUACACAAACAGUAAUUGCUUUACUUAAAAAAAUAUAGAAAUUGUUGGAUUUGCAAGUUUUAAUCUGAUGAAUAAUUUAAAAGACUUAACAUAGAUAUUACAAAGAUUUGAUAUUAAUAAAUGAUAUGGAAGUAAACCAGUGUUACAAAAAAACUGCUAUUAACUCAAAAAAAUUAUAACAUAUGAAGCUGAAUGGUUGAAAUGCUUUUAGCUACAAGUAUAAAGUCAAAGGUACCAUAAAAAUACCUGCCAAGAAGAGAAAUUUUUCAUGUUAAUUCAGAAUUUGUUAUUUGCUACAGUUUUUUGCUGUGAUUUUGAAGAUAUAUAUCUUGGUUGUUUAUUUUAAAAUAUUAUGCAACAUAUCUUGUUAAGAAAAACAACAUGGAGUUGUGUGAUAUACCUGUUUUGUUAAAAAAAACAAAAAACAUUACAUUUGUUUUUGGACUUUUACGAUGAUAAAAUGAAACAAAUUAAAUUAAAGGAUUUUUACAUUACAUUAUGAUCCUCAUGUGACAACAAGAUUAUUUAGUUUACACAUCAUGAUUUUGUCUUCAUUCAGAGACUCAAAUUAAGUACAGCUUAAUUUUAAAAGGACAACAUGCUUAAAAGGUCAAGGUUUCAAAAUUCUAUUAUUCAAGUUUUUGCCAAUAUUAUCAAAUGAGAUUUAUAAUAUGGACUUAAAAUGCAUUACAUGUAUAGGAAAGCAAUUCAGAUAUGGUCAUAAAAUAUUGUAAUCAAGAUUUAUUUACAAAAGUGUACUGUACUUUGAAAGCAUCGGGAAAAUGUUUCUCAUUCUGAAAGCAAUAAUGCAGAUUUUUGCUAUAAGUUAAUUUGACGUUUAGUGGUUGCAAUUUUCAGUGUAUGAUUUGAUAUGCAAAUACAAAAAAAACAUGUUCAUAGAUAUAAGAAGAUGUAGUAAGAGUGCCAAUAUUCAUGUGUAUCAAGUAUUGAAUAUUUUUAUAUCAGUUUCAAGAACAAAUUUCAAUAAGCAAUAGAUCAAAUGAGUAUAUUCCAUGACACAUAAUGAGGUGACAAUGUUCAGUUAUAAUUUUUGUUAUACAGACAAGUUGCCCACAAAAAUAUUCAAAAGGGUUGAUUAUUUGUUGUCAAAGAUAAACAAAAGCAUCUAAGUGGUAUAAAUAUAAAGGUAGUUGGAUGGCCAGACACAAAAAAGAUUUACAUAAAUUGAUAUUUAGAAUAUAGAUAAUAAAGAUAGGAAAACACAUUUAUUAUAUUUAUGUGGGAACAAAAAGAAAAUCACAUAUUCAGAAGUAUUAGUUUUUUUCUUCUAGUAUAUCAUUAUUAAGGUAAACUUUAAUAGUUUUUGGUUCGAGGGACUAAAAUUUCUGCAUUUAACUGGGGACUACAAAAGUCCUUAUCACUAAUUUUAAAAUGUAUAUGUAUUAAAGGUAGUGUAGUCUAUGCACACAUUGAGAUUACACCUGAUUUUAGUGUUCAGUAUGUGUUUAAUUAAUACGAUGAAUAAAAAUGUACAAAUUAUGUGAAUUUUAUUUUUUUCAGACCAUAGUAUCAAAUACUAGCAUUCUUUAAGAUUCACAUAUAACUUGUAUAAUUUUUAUUUAUUUCAACGAUAUUUGUCAUCAUCAUGAAUAAAAACAAGUAACUACUUGACUUUCAUGUAAGACCAUUAAUUUAUUUUGUAUACUUUUUAGGACUUAUCAUUUGUACUAUUCUUUUACACAUAUGUCUAGUCACAUUAUAUUUUGGUUGUACAGCGCUUGCAUAUUUAUUAUGUAUAUAGCUAUCAGGGUUGUGAAGAAUGGCCAUUAAAAUAAUGAAAAUUAUUAAA
This is a messenger RNA of Mytilus trossulus (common blue mussel), 10049 nucleotides long. Its product is annotated as F-actin-monooxygenase MICAL3-like. Gene Ontology annotation, molecular function: FAD binding; protein binding. The coding region runs from base 143 to 7087 and encodes 2314 amino acids. The record is from RefSeq and is a predicted model, not a curated record. Lineage: Eukaryota; Metazoa; Mollusca; Bivalvia; Mytilida; Mytilidae. The transcript has 28 exons.